UGGAAAUGUAGAAAAUGUAUCUGUAAUAGAAGGAAAUGUUAGAGUAAGAACUACUAAAUGAAAGUUGGUUUAAAUUAAAUUAGGCAUGAGAUAUUAGAGAUUGAAUGGAAUUCUUCUUUAUUAGUCGAGUUUCAAUGGCGGUAGCAAGGUUACACAGGACUGAAGUCAGAGGUACGCAAUUGUAAAUAUUCAAAUAGAAAAAGGCACUCAGAAAAGUAGAAAAGGCGAAUUAUUGAAUGAAUGAACGGAUAUAAUAGGAAUGAGUCAACUAUCUGGGAUACAGUCGGAAGCAUUCACCAACAAGGUACAGAAACCUGAUAAACCUCCGGUGGGUUAUUCGGCUUCCGUACCGCUGGAGAGAGACUGGUUUUUGGGAAUAGAUAAUAAGUCACAGAACAAGAAAAGUAAACCGGAUGUUGAUCUAAGCUCAACUGAUACAAAUGGAUCCUCUCUUCCCAAACUGAAUUCUGAUGUUGAUAUUGCAGAUAGAUUGAGUGAACGAAGAAAAGAAUCCUUACGAUUUGAUGGGAGAAAAAAAGAAAAGACUCCAAAGUUACUAGAAGCCGAGGAGUAUAAUACUUUACGACGACAUCGAGAUCCAAAUCGAAUGAAGAUGUUUGUGAAAGCGUUCUUGCUAUCUUUGUAUACCCCGGGCCAAAUCGGUAUUGUGAGUUUUCUAUUACAGUACCUGCAAUGUACUAAGAGCUUAUUUUUAUUCUUUUUUAUUAGCUCUCUGUUUGUUGGAAUUGCUCGACUUUAUACUCAAUACCAAAUGCUUCAGGACGAGUUUUGGGAAGAGGCAGCAAAGGAGCAUCCGAAUAUUGCAAAACUAGUUAAUCUUGGAGGGAUCGAAGCUCUUUCCCAUGAUGUUUCACAGUUUCAUACUUCAGAACGUCAAAAUUUUGAAAAAAAGAAUGACUGACAAUGGCUUAAUUAAAAGGGCGAUAGGAAUAUGCUGCAUUUGCUAUGUUUUCAUUUUUGUGAACGGCCAAAUGCAAGAGAGCUCAAAAUAUACUGAAAAAAAUAUUAAAUAUUUAACUGAAAAGCAUAGUUUUUUUUUUUUUACUUUUCUCAUCUCAAUUGUAUUCCAAAAAUCAUGAAUAUAUUCUUUACUGCACUUUUAAUAAUAUCGUUAACCAUAUACAGG
Messenger RNA from Schizosaccharomyces octosporus yFS286, 1147 nucleotides. RefSeq lists its product as uncharacterized. The coding region runs from base 260 to 922 and encodes 220 amino acids. The transcript is spliced from 3 exons. NCBI's taxonomy places the organism in Eukaryota, Fungi, Ascomycota, Schizosaccharomycetes, Schizosaccharomycetales, Schizosaccharomycetaceae. The record is from RefSeq and is a predicted model, not a curated record.